UGUAAUUAACUGCUUUCCCUUCCGUUAUUAUACAAUUUCUAUAAAAUGAGCCAAAUACUAAUCUAGUUUUGAUUGGAUCGUCAACGUUCCGUACUAAACAGGGCUUAUGGAACUUCGAGUUAACCAUUACUUUCCAGAAAUCAAAGUUCAAAUGAGAUUAUCAGAUUGAGAUCAAGAUGCAUUGGGAAAUUAAUGUUGUGACAUCUGUUACAUUGCUGGCUUUCCUACAAGGGAAUGGAGUUAAAGGUGUGAGUCAGGAAUCUUCCUAUGUUAUCGAAUGUAUCCGUGACAUAAUACCUCCCCAGAUUUACAAUGACUGCUGCAUUCGAGAGAACAACUGCACGAUAUCUAGACAGCAGAACAGGGCCAUAGACUGCAUGAGCAGAAUAAUAAUGUCAAAUUAUUCGUCAUUUUUCUCGGAUUCACGGGAAAAUGGCCCUGGGACAACUGACAUGAGCUUCUCACAUAACAGAAACAGAGAGUUCUACAGCGACAUCUUCGAAGCUUUAGGAGAAAUGUGUAGAAGACAGCCAAGAGCAAGACUCCAGAAUUGUAUCAGAAAUGAAUUGAUCAAAUAUUGUUUAAAUGUGUUCCAGCGAUGCCGCUACAGCAUGCUGCAAGAUCGUUUCACAAGUUCUCCUGGAAGAUUUAGUCAGAGACGAACGGACAUGGACAUGGGAUUUAACGACAACUAUGGUCGAAUGGAGCCCCGCCGGAGAGGUCAGUUCUUCAAUGGGGGAGGAAGGCGGCACUCUGAUGGAUUCGUGAUAAUGGGCAGACCAACGGAUUAUACCUCCGAUUCCCGAUAUUUCACUUCACGAGGAAGUUACGGUGAUGACAUGGACGAUGAAGAGUUUGGUUAUUCUGAUAGUGAUUCUAUGCGUUUCAAAUGAAAUUAUAACCUUGGAAAGAUUAUUGGACUUGAUGAAUGAUUUAAUGAUAAAUAUAUCUGCACCAUUUCAAGAACAUAUCGGAACUCUUUUUUUAUAUUUUUACGCACAUUUGUUUUGUAUUAAUAAAGAUCGGCAUCA
Molecule: messenger RNA, 1031 nt
Organism: Argiope bruennichi
Lineage: Eukaryota; Metazoa; Arthropoda; Arachnida; Araneae; Araneidae
Exons: 8
Coding region: 177-893 (238 amino acids)
Source: RefSeq, a predicted model, not a curated record